UAUAUUUGUUUUUUGUUCUCUCAGACGGUCGAUGUAUCCCUGCGUGACCUAAGGAGCUCCUCCGUAGCUGUUCACUACUACUAGUGCCGCAACGCAACACAUAAACGGAAUCCGAUGGGAGUACCGUCGUUCUACAGAUGGUUAAUUGAGAGGUAUCCACUGAUUUUGCAAGAUGCCAUCGAAGAAGAAGCUCUCGACGUCAAGGUUCCGGUCGACACUAGCAAACCUAAUCCUAACGGCGGCGGCGUCGAGUAUGAAAAUCUGUACCUCGACAUGAACGGAAUCAUUCAUCCUUGUUUCCAUCCUGAAGACAGGGCUUCUCCAACAACGUUUUCGGAGGUGUUUCAAUGCAUGUUCGAUUACAUUGACAGACUUUUCCUCAUGGUUCGACCUCGCAAGCUAUUGUUUUUGGCUAUUGAUGGUGUUGCUCCAAGGGCUAAGAUGAAUCAACAAAGAUCCAGAAGGUUUCGAGCUGCAAAAGAUGCAGCAGAGGCCGCUGCUGAAGAAGAGCGACUGCGUCAAGAGUUUGAGAGUGAAGGCAAGAGGUUGCCUCCUAAACUGGACUCUCAAGUUUUUGACUCUAACGUUAUCACUCCUGGAACCGAGUUCAUGUCUACUCUUUCCUUUGCCUUGCAAUACUACAUUCACGUUAGACUUAACUCUGACCCUGGCUGGAAAAAUAUUAAGGUUAUCCUCUCAGAUGCUAAUGUUCCUGGUGAGGGGGAACACAAGAUCAUGUCUUACAUUCGUCUUCAAAAGAACCAUCCUGGUUACAACCCCAACGCUUGUCAUUGUCUGUAUGGUUUGGACGCCGACUUGAUUAUGCUGGCUUUGGCCACACACGAAGUUCAUAUUUCAAUCCUUCGUGAGGUUGUUUUCACUCCUGGACAACAAGACAAAUGCUUCUUGUGCGGUCAGCUCGGGCACCGAGCAGCAGAUUGUGAGGGCAAGACAGGAGAUUUGUCUGAUAAAGCUGAGUCAGAUGUUGUGGCUAAGAAGCCAUACCAGUUCGUCAAUAUCUGGACGCUUCGAGAGUAUUUGGAGCACGACAUGCAGAUACCUAACUCGCAAUUGCAAAAAAAUUUGGACCGCAUAAUUGAUGACUUCAUCUUCAUCUGUUUUUUUGUUGGCAAUGAUUUCCUGCCACAUAUGCCUACACUGGAGAUACGGGAGGGUGCUAUAGAAUUACUUAUGUCCGUGUACAAGAAGGAAUUUGGAUCAAGUACAAGUUACUUAAGCAAUGGAAGCAAGCUGAAUUUAAAGAAUGUGGAGCAUUUUAUCCAGGCCGUUGGACUCUAUGAAAAUAAUAUAUUUCAAAGAAGAGCACAAAACCAUCAGAGGCAAUCGGAAAGGUUUAGUCGUGACCGAGCUAAAUCGAGCAGAAAUUGUAACUAUGACCCGGUUGUGCAACUAGAUUCUCUAGUUGAAGUGUCCGAUUCAUUGCGUCCGUCUCUUGACGAUAACACUAGUGUGGAAACAGAGUAUAACAUCCAAGAAGAAGUAGAUAACAGAGAAGAAUUGAAGUUUAAGCUUAAGAAACUUUUGCGGGAAAAAUCAGAUGGGUUCAUUUCAGGGAAAGGCGAAGAAGAUAAGGUGAGGCUAGGUGUACAAGGAUGGAGGGAGAGAUACUACGAGGAGAAGUUCAUAGCUAAGACUAUAGAGGAAAUGGAACAAAUACGCAGAGAUGUUGUUUUGAAGUAUACAGAAGGUCUUUGUUGGAUAAUGCAUUACUAUUAUCAUGGUGUUUGUUCAUGGAAUUGGUUUUAUCCUUAUCAUUAUGCACCUUUCGCAUCUGAUCUCAAGUUCCUUGAUAAGCUAGAUAUUAAGUUCGAACUAGGUUCCCCAUUUAAACCAUUCAAUCAGCUUCUGGCAGUUCUUCCAUCUGCAAGUGCACAUGCUCUCCCAGAAUGUUUUAGGAAACUGAUGACAGAUCCAAGUUCACCUAUAGCUGAGUUUUAUCCUCCCGGUAUGUGUUUUUUUUCUGCAGAAUUAGUCUUGUUCAUUGUGGUAUUGUCCAAUCCAUGUCUCUCAUUUUCCUUUUUUUUUCGGUGUGCAGAUUUUGAGAUUGACAUGAAUGGAAAGCGCUAUUCUUGGCAGGGUAUAGCAAAACUGCCUUUUAUAGAAGAACAGCGUCUUCUGGAUGCAGCCGCAAAAGUAGAGCACUCACUGACGAACGAAGAAGUUCGAAGAAACAGUGUGUUGUCUGACAUGCUCUUUGUGGUUUCAUCUCAUCCGCUUGCUGAGCUCAUCCGUUCUCUUAGUAGCCGUACUAUUAAAUUGAGCAACAAAGAACGAGCAGCAGUUACGGAAAAAAUUGACCCUGGACUAAGUGAAGGGAUGAAUGGUUACUUGGCUUUAUGUGGUGGAGAUAGUCAGCCUUCAUGCUUCAGCUCCCCCAUCGAGGGGAUGGAAGAUGUAUUAGCCAAUCAAGUGAUUUGUGCCAUAUACAAACUUCCAGAUGAUCUUAGAGGAAGCGACAUUGCUCGUCCACCUCCAGGAGUGGUGUUGCCUAAAAAGACUGUACAACUAGCGGAUUUGAAAGGUGGAGCUAAUCUAUGGCAUGAAGAUGGUGAUCGAAGACGAGCUCCUGCAAAGAUUAUAAAAAUCAAGAGGUACAACCCAAAAGGAUCCAUUUCGGGGGAUAGGCUUAGGAAGGCAGCGCACAGACUUGUGUUACAGACGAUAAGUUCCCAACCGGAUAAUACGCACAUCAACUCCGAACCAGCAUUGUGUCCGAAUACUAUAUUCCACAACAAUCAGGUGUCGAGAAAUGUCCCAUCACCCCGAGGGAGUGCGGUGCAGAGGAAACACCCUCAGAGUGAAUUAGCGUUGAAGAAAAACAGAAUCCAUCAAAGUGAAGUCACCGAGGAGGAGAAGACAGCAAUCAGAAAGCGUAAGGAAAAGGAGAAAAGAGGGAGAUAUAAGGCUAACAGAAGGGAGAGAGCGAAGAAUGAGCAGCAAGCAAACAAAGGAGAAAGCAAUCUGGAUAACAAAAGGCCUCGAAGUGAAGUCAAUGAGGAGAACAGACUGGAACACAAAAGGCCUAGAUUCACUGAGGGGAAGGAACAGAACACAUGCGCUCAAAGCGAACUCACUGAGGAGAAGAAUGCCAAACGAAAGCGUAUGGAGAAGGAGAAAAAAAGAGAAAUUUAGCUCGUACAAGAAACAGAUCCAAAAUAUGAGCAAGUAAACGAAGGACUGUAGAACCAAACAGUUUUGAUACUCAAUUAAUGUUGUAGCGGUCGUUCCAUGCAUCUUUAGUUUCACAAGCUACCUUCCAUCCAUUGUACUUGUUGGUUUGUUUGUUGUGCUUUCAGUUCGUGUUAGUGUCAAACUAGUUUGUUGAGAUAAUCUGGAAUCUUAUAAUGGUAACUAGAUAAAGUUCACGGCGA
This is a messenger RNA of Brassica napus (rape), 3392 nucleotides long. Its product is annotated as 5'-3' exoribonuclease 2. Lineage: Eukaryota; Viridiplantae; Streptophyta; Magnoliopsida; Brassicales; Brassicaceae. Gene Ontology annotation, biological process: nuclear-transcribed mRNA catabolic process. The record is from RefSeq and is a predicted model, not a curated record. Gene Ontology annotation, cellular component: nucleus. Gene Ontology annotation, molecular function: RNA binding; zinc ion binding; 5'-3' RNA exonuclease activity. The transcript is spliced from 22 exons. The coding region runs from base 115 to 3153 and encodes 1012 amino acids.